Molecule: messenger RNA, 3251 nt
Organism: Neodiprion virginianus
Lineage: Eukaryota; Metazoa; Arthropoda; Insecta; Hymenoptera; Diprionidae
Product: thymidylate kinase
Exons: 3
Coding region: 182-823 (213 amino acids)
Biological process (GO): dUDP biosynthetic process; dTTP biosynthetic process; dTDP biosynthetic process
Cellular component (GO): mitochondrion; nucleus; cytosol
Molecular function (GO): ATP binding; dTMP kinase activity
Source: RefSeq, a predicted model, not a curated record
GUGGUCCAGUGACAAUUCGUAGCUGCACGCAGCGAUGACACGUAUGUAUACCUGGUAUAUCUAUAACCAAAUGAGCCGACUAGGAGGAGAUGUGUCAAUGAUUUUGUUCAACGAUACUCUCGACAAAACAAUCACCGAUAGUUGAAAACAAUCCAACAUUCAUUUCAAAAUACCAUCACUCAUGACGACCAAGCGUGGCGCAUUGUUGGUCUUAGAAGGAUGCGACAGAGCUGGAAAAUCUACGCAAGUCCAAAAAUUGGUCACGGAGUUGAACGCACGUGGAAUAUCAGCCGAAGUUCGGAGGUUUCCCGACAGAACCACCGAAGUUGGUAAGAUUAUAGACAAAUAUCUGUCACGAGUAGUGGACCUUCCUCCAGAGACUGUUCACCUCCUAUUUUCAUCAAACAGAUGGGAGAAGUAUACAGAAAUGAGAAAAACCAUCCUCUCUGGCACCACACUGGUCGUCGAUAGGUACGCUGCCUCUGGAGCUGCUUAUACUGCAGCAACAACGGGGAAAGAUCUCUCCUGGUGCAAGGAACCUGACCGAGGGCUUGCAAAACCUGAUUUAGUAGCUCUCCUUGAAAUUAGUGAGGAUGUACAGGCAUCACGUGCCAACUGGGGAAGCGAGCGAUUUGAACGUAGUGAGCUGCAGCAAAAGGUUAGCUCCAGUCUUCAUCAGUUAAUGGACGAGAGCUGGGUAACCGUCGAUGCUAAUGAUGAUAUUGAUAAAGUACAUGCAAAGUUGUUGGCUCUGGCUCUCUCUGCGAUAGAGAUGGUAAAAGAUAAACCUUUAGGAGAGCUUUACGAUUCUAAGCCACUUUGAUGAAGUUUGCAUUCGAAAAAUACUGUAUAGAUUUCCAAUUUAUUUGUCUAGACUCACAUAGAUGGGACAGAAAAUUUUUUUGCACACUGAACCAAAUUGACAGAUGACUUGAUAAGUUUAUUUCCUGAUCCGUACUACUCUGGGCACAUUAUAGGUCUUAUCAUGACUCAAUAUUGAUCACAGUGACAACUGAUAGUUAUUUUAUGCUCUGUAAAGUCAUCAGCAAAAGGAUGUGUAGUGUGUUAUAUACCAGUUCACAAUUACCAAUGGGUGAAUGUUUUCCUACUCGUAUGUGAUUUUUCAAACUUCACUCGCGUCAUUAAUAUGCUUAGAAAUUCUGCAGGAAGUCCUUGCAAUAUCCUCGAUUCCAUUUCUCCCUGAAACUGAAUAUUAUAGAAAUAUUGCACGAAUUGACGUCUUCGACAUCCAUAAAAAAUUUUUCCUUAUUUAUCAGUCAUCCAAUAAAAUUCUGAACCGAUCUUUCAAAGUUGUAGAAUAGCAUAUUUUGUGAUAUUAGCAUUGCUUUCAUGUGCGUGUCAGCACUUUGUUCUUACUGCAACUAUUCUGAAGGGAAAGCCUAAGUUAACUUUGUACCUCAUCGUGACUGUUGUAAUAGCUGCCAACGGAAAUUGUCUAAAAUCAAUUAUACCCAAUGAUCAAGCGUUCUGCAGACAUUCCGAUAUUUCUCCAACGAUUGUAGAAAGUUGAAGAAAACAUUACCCGACUUGUUUUUCUGCAAGUUUUUCGAAAAUUUAUUUCAUUGUUUAUAUGGGCCAGUCCACCAAUUGUCAACAAUUGUAGAAAAAUACUAAAGACAAAAUGCGUGCUUACAGUUUAACGUCGGUAACAAGACUGUUUUUGAAAUAAUCUUGAUUGACGCAUCAAGCUUCUUCAUUUCACAACAUAUGAGAGCUCUUAUAUGUCUUUUAUCUAUGAUGAAUACUAGAUCAUUAGAGCAAGACGGAUGAUUUCACCCUUAGUAACAGUAUUAUUAACAGUCCUUUGUCAAUUGAACGUAACUCAUGUGAGAUCCUACGACCGUUCCACUCUGAAAAUUUGAUUUCCUUACUGCAAAAAUCUCAGGUUUCACACGUAAAACUUAAAAGUAAAAUCAAUGUUGGUGGCGCAUGAAAAAAACAGUUUUUCGCCGAAAAAUGUAUUUUUGAGAUAGAUUUAGAAGAGUUAUCCAGAAAUGAAUAACACACUCGGAAAGGUGAGAAUUUUUCACAUAAGACACCCAUUUUUUCAUAAUUUUUUUUUCUGCCGAUAACGAUCUGAAACCCAUUCGUGUUUAAACCUUAAUUAGGUCAAGAUGAUAAACUUUGAUGUGGCAUUUCUCGCGAACGGUAAGUCCGAGAAGGUUCAAACUUGGCGAAAUUUUCAAUCUUAGUACACACUACAAAUUGAUUUUUUGACGUCUCGUUCAUUUGUUGAUAAUUAGUGGACUGGCCCAUAUACAAUCACAUAUGUAUUUACUUUCUUGCAUGCAGCUGCGAUUAAAAUCUCGUGUACCAAUCUAUUAAUUUCCUCUGGUUUGAUUCGACUAUAAUAGACUUGCAAACUCCCAAAAGGAAAGGCAAUCAAUAAAGUACAGAAAGACCAUGAGUAGCUGACCGAUAUUCGAUGAGUUGGUAACUCAAUGCCAAUAACUUUCUCGAUUGUUUUAUCUCAGCGUUUCAAUCCCUUGUCGAUGACAACCGAAUAAGACCUAAUAAUUCACACAUCAUGGGAUUGUAACUUUGCGUAAGGCUCAACUUGGCCAAUUCUUUCCGGCCGCAUUAGCAGUUAAGUCUUGGUCUGAAGAUAAGUCUUGAGCCGUCACGUUUUACGUGGUGUUUGGAUAGGAAUGAGACGAUAUCGCUACUUGAACAUUGGUAUUCAACUUUUUUUGGUACAAAUAUCAUUCAUGUAUCUCCAUUUUUUGGGGCCACAAACCAUUCUCGAAAAUCGAUUAAAUAAGGAUAAUUAGAGAAAUCAGUGAGUGCAGAAAUCGGGUUUUCUUUUGGUGUUAAUUGAGCGAUAGCGAACAAUUCUUCAUAUUUUCUUUUUUUAAACGUUUUACACAAAUUCGAUAUGUCUCAUUCGCAUUAAAAUGGAGAUAUUUCGAGUUCUUUGGCUGUACCUUCAGAACCUGUGGUCUGAUCAACUUCAAACCAGUUCCAAUCGGUUACUCUCGAAAAAAUACGUCGAUCUUAGUGUAAGAAAUAAUAUAUGUCAUUACCGUUAAAUUAUACGUAUGAUGCAAAAAGUGGAGAAACCAACAAUAAUGAAACACGUACUUCCGCCUACAAAGAACCACGUCGUUUUUAUGAAUGGUAUGGCAAAUAGGGAUUAAUAAUGUUGUAGAUACUUUGAGACUAAAUUAUAAUCAUCACAGUGUCAAGAAACACUUGAAAAAACGAAAUAAAAUGAACUAUUUUCCCACCAA